GCCGUCGCCGCCGGCCAUGGAGGCUCCCUCCGCGGAAGACGCCGCCGCCGAGCCCGAGCCUCAGGGCUCCGAGUGCAGCCGGGACAGCGGCCGCGUGUCCCAGAGCCAGAGCAGCAGCGCGUCGGGAGCCUGGGACGACGAGUUGCCGGGCCGGGACCUGCCGCUGCUGCGCCGCGCCGCCGCGACCUACGCCGCCGGCCUGCUGCCGAGGCCCGAGACGCGGCCCGAGGUGGCGGCGCUGGACGCCGGCCUGGAGGAGCUGCUGACGCGCGUGGACGAGUUCGUGGGCCUGCUGGACCUGCUGCGCGGCGACUCGUCGCUCGUGGUGCGCGAGGGCGUGCCCCGCCUGCACGCCAAGGCCGCGCUCAUGCGCCGCGUGUACGGCCGCAUCGACCGGCUCGAGGCCUUCGUGCGCAUGGUGGGCGCGCGCGUGGCCCGCCUGGAGGCGCAGGUGGGCCGCGCCGAGGCCGAGCUGGGCGCCUUCCCCAGCACCCUGCGGCGCCUCCUGCACUCGGUCAGCGUGCCGGGCCUCUUCCAGCGGGCGCCCCCCGGGCGGACCCCCGCCCCGACCCCGACGCCCGCGCCCGCGCCGGCCCGCUACGAGCCCCCGACCCUCUUCCGCACCGAGGACUACUUUCCCGGGCGCGGGGAGUCGCCCCCGGUCUGAGCAGGGCCGAACC
Molecule: messenger RNA, 680 nt
Organism: Suncus etruscus (white-toothed pygmy shrew)
Lineage: Eukaryota; Metazoa; Chordata; Mammalia; Eulipotyphla; Soricidae
Gene: BLOC1S4
Product: biogenesis of lysosomal organelles complex 1 subunit 4
Exons: 1
Coding region: 17-667 (216 amino acids)
Cellular component (GO): BLOC-1 complex
Source: RefSeq, a predicted model, not a curated record